Molecule: messenger RNA, 657 nt
Organism: Caenorhabditis briggsae
Lineage: Eukaryota; Metazoa; Nematoda; Chromadorea; Rhabditida; Rhabditidae
Exons: 6
Coding region: 1-657 (218 amino acids)
Biological process (GO): cellular response to insulin stimulus; protein secretion; protein localization to plasma membrane
Cellular component (GO): synaptic vesicle; trans-Golgi network transport vesicle; endosome
Molecular function (GO): GTP binding; GTPase activity
Source: RefSeq, a predicted model, not a curated record
AUGAGCUACAAUCAUCUUUUCAAGAUAGUUGUCGUUGGGGAUCACAAUUGCGGCAAAUCAUGCAUUCUUCUGAGGUUCGCCGAGAACAACUUCAGAAUGGAUCACAUUAGUACACUAGGCGUGGAUUUCAAAUUGAAAACUAUCAAACUGGGACGGGAUAAGAUCCGAUUAGAACUGUGGGAUACCGCUGGAAUGGAGCGAUACCGAACGAUAUACAACUCGUACUACCACUCGGCGCAUGGAGUAAUGUGUGUGUACGAUAUGACGAAUGAGAAGUCGUUCGAGAAUAUGGAAAAGUAUUGGCUGAAAGAAAUUAAGCAGCACGCUCCAGCAAACGCCGUACUCAUGUUGGUAGGCAACAAGGCAGAUUUGGAUCAAGAGCGAAAGGUUGACUUCGAUCGCGCUGAAAGACUGGCUUCACGAUUGGGCGUUUCACUAUACGAAGUGUCGGCGAAAACGGGAAUCAACUGCGAGGAAGCCUUCCACACACUGACGGCUGCAAUGAGAGAACGACUAACGGCUAGCAGUUUGAACUCUGACGAAUCGGAUGACAACGAGGAAUUCUCAUCGGCAUUCCAUGUGGAUGGGGUCAUCAAAAGCGACAAGGGCAAGUUCACGUCGUGCUGUGCAAGUGCACCGGAACCGGCGUUCGUCUGA